GGAGGUUGAACCGCCACCGGCGGUGGGGGUAGCAGCUGUCGUGAGAGAAGCGGCACCGGAGGUGAGGUUUCUGUAAGAUUUUCGCCUAGCUUGCGUUUCUUUAAUGGAUGCUCCGCCCCAGCCAUGGCGCUGAAAGAGAGAAGUGGGAAUCCUGUUUGGGGGGAUUGCGAAGUGACCCCCUUACCGUUCUUCUGAGGCGACAACCCACCAGCACAGACUUUUCGCUUGUGCCGAUUGUAUAUCUGAUGGUAUGGAAUUUUGUCAAACUUCAGCAAUUCCUCACAGCCUUGGCACUGCACAUUACCUUUUUGGAUGUCAAAUCUGCUCUUUUGGUAUACGCCCAUGAAGACAGAGAUCCAUCCACUAUUAACAUUCAAGCUAAUGUUGUGAUAAAAUCAACGUCUGACUUCUGAGGUGUAUGUCGAUACUCUCCAAAAUCUACCCAAAGCCAGAUUCAUGGACUUGUUUGACAGCAAAUACAUUCGUUCUGUAAUUAUUGGUGUUGGAUUGAUGGUGUUCCAACAAGCAAUUGGGAUCAAUGACAUUGGUUUCUACUCUAGCGAAACCUUUUCGGCAGCUGGACUUACCAAUGGACACAUUGGGACUAUUGCCUAUGCUAUUGUGCAGGUACCCAUUACUGUCAUUGGGGCAAUGUUGAUGGAUAGAUCCGGAAGACGACCACUUAUGGUGUCCUCAAUAGGAACUUUCAUUGGCUGCUUUCUAACAGUAGCUUCUCUCUAUCUAAAGUAUGUUCCUUGAUUAUGUUCCAGUACUAGCUAUAUCUGGUGUACUCAUUUUCAAUUGGAAUGGGAGCGGUUCUCUGGGUUCUAAUGUCAGAGAUAUUCUCUAUUCAUGUAAAGGGUGCUGCUGGAAGUUUGGUUCUUCUGGUGAACUGGUUAGGUGCAUGGGCCGUCUCUUACACCUUCAACUCUAUGAUGGAAUGGAGUCCCACUAGCACUUUCAUGAUUUACUUCGUGGCUGGCUUGCUUACAGUGCUGUUUGUGGCAAAAGUUGUGCCAGAAACCAAGGGAAAAACACCUGGAGGAAAUCCAGGCAACCAUCAGCUUCUGGUGUACAAGCUAACCCAUAAAUGAAGAGAACUAUUACUAAACAACACUUCUACAGCACUUGAGGCUAGCCGGUACCAUGAUCAUGAGAUGGAUUCAAAGAUUGGGUUUAAUGCACCAAACCCCCCUGUGAUUUGGAAAUUCGGCGCAUUACCCCCUGUGAUUUAAAAAAUGCAUCAAACCCCCUUGUGUUUUAAUUAAUCAUGCACAGAACCCCCUUUAUGAAUAAAUUUAACGAUUUGAAAAUCACUUUUCCUAAUAUUUUGAUUGAAUAUGCAAAUAAAUAUGUCAAAAUUUCUGAAUCAUACAAAAAUGUUAAUCAUUUUUCUUUUAUUUGACAAUUGAAUUUGUUCACAUAAGGGAUUUGGCGCAUGAUUAAUUAAAACACAAGGGGGUUUGACGCAUUUUUUAAAUGACAGGGGGCUAAUGCGCCGAAUUUCCAAAUCACAGGGGGGUUUGGUGCAUUAAACCCUCAAAGAUUUGAAGAGCCAAAAGCAGUUCGCUCCGAACACGGAAGUGUUACAAAAGAUGUUUGUAUCAGGUAGCUAAAACAGUAGAUCUAUACCAAUAUUCUGCUAUUAUACGGUUUGGAGUAUAAUCACCUUUGUAGCCAAUUAGCAGUAUGGUUUAAUUUUUAAAUAAUUAUUUUGUUCAAAAGAAAUCAACUAUCAUCAUUUACCAUGUCUAAUUCAAAAAUGCCUAAAUCAUUCGACUUUGUAAAAGUUGUAUACUUCAUUUAACAUACAUCUUUCUUUUUUCUUCCUUUUUAAGGCUAAGAAAUAAUGUACCCUAGACAUUAUGCACACAAGUUAUGUGUACC
Molecule: messenger RNA, 1887 nt
Organism: Cuscuta epithymum
Lineage: Eukaryota; Viridiplantae; Streptophyta; Magnoliopsida; Solanales; Convolvulaceae
Source: the annotation of a GenBank genome assembly